Herpailurus yagouaroundi (jaguarundi) is the source of this 3310-nucleotide messenger RNA. It is a transcript of the gene TBCK, whose product is annotated as TBC1 domain containing kinase. Gene Ontology annotation, molecular function: protein kinase activity; ATP binding; GTPase activator activity. Gene Ontology annotation, cellular component: nucleus. Gene Ontology annotation, biological process: activation of GTPase activity; protein phosphorylation. The record is from RefSeq and is a predicted model, not a curated record. NCBI's taxonomy places the organism in Eukaryota, Metazoa, Chordata, Mammalia, Carnivora, Felidae. The transcript has 28 exons. The coding region runs from base 265 to 3087 and encodes 940 amino acids.
GUCAUUGGAGCGGGUCUGGCUCGCGCUCCCCGCAGAUUCCGAGCCGGGAAUUUCGGCGGAUUUAGCUCGCAGGCAAAACGCAAUCCCAGCGCUCCCGGAGCGGCCUCUUUUGUAGAAGCACCUGAGAUGCUGGGUGUGGUGCACUAAACGGUAGCGGCAGCAGCAGCCACAGCAAGCUGGGGCCCUGUGUAGAAGCUCCAUCCCCUUGUCUCUGUGCCCGCCUGACUCAGAGGCAGAUUAUCUUAGAAGAUCUAGGCUUCUGAAAUGUUUCCCCUGAAGGAUGCUGAAAUGGGUGCCUUUACCUUCUUUGCCUCAGCUCUGCCACAUGAUGUUUGUGGAAGUAAUGGGCUUCCUCUUACACCAAAUUCCAUCAAAAUUUUGGGGCGAUUUCAAAUCCUUAAGACCAUCACUCAUCCCAGACUUUGCCAGUAUGUGGAUAUUUCUAGGGGAAAGCAUGAAGAAGUGUUUAUUGCCUUCUUAUGUGGUUGCUGUGUAGGGCAUGAGAAGGUAUUGCAUAAGCUGAGACACUUAAUAGAGAGACUGGUGGUGGUAGCUGAACACUGUGAACGGAGUCUAGAAGACUUGCUUCGAGAGAGGAAACCCAUGAGCUACUCAAAGGUUUUGUGCAUAGCAUUUGAGGUACUUCAGGGUUUGCAGUAUAUGAACAAACAUGGUAUAGUACACCGGGCACUUUCUCCUCAUAAUAUUCUUUUGGACCGAAAGGGACAUGUUAAAUUGGCUAAAUUUGGACUUUAUCACAUGACAGCUCAUGGUGACGAUGUUGAUUUCCCAAUUGGGUAUCCAUCAUACUUGGCACCCGAGGUAAUUGCACAAGGAAUUGUCAAAAGCACUGAUCAUAUGCCAAGUGAAAAACCAUUGCCUUCUGGCCCCAAAUCAGAUGUGUGGUCUCUUGGAAUAAUUUUAUUUGAGCUUUCUGUGGGAAGAAAAUUAUUUCAAAGCUUGGAUAUUUCUGAAAGACUAAAAUUUUUGCUUACAUUAGAUUGCGUAGAUGACACUAUAAUAGUUCUGGCUGAAGAACAUGGUUGUCUGGACAUUAUAAAGGACCUUCCUGAAAAUGUGAUAGAUCUUUUGAAGAAGUGUCUCACCUUCCACCCUUCCAAGAGGCCAACUGCAGAUGAAUUAAUGCAGGACAAGGUAUUCAGUGAAGUGUCACCUUUAUAUACUCCCUUUACCAAACCUGCCAGUCUGUUUUCAUCUUCUCUAAGAUGUGCUGAUUUAACUCUGCCUGAGGAUAUCAGCCAGCUGUGUAAAGAUGUAAACAGUGAUUACCUGGCAGAAAGAUCUAUUGAAGAAGUAUAUUACCUUUGGUGUUUAGCUGGAGGUGACUUGGAGAAGGAGCUUGUCAACAAGGAAAUCAUUCGAUCCAAACCACCUAUCUGCACACUUCCCAAUUUUCUCUUUGAAGAUGGUGAAAGCUUUGGGCAAGGUCGAGACAGAAGCUCACUGUUGGAUGACACCACUGUGACGUUGUCAUUAUGCCAGCUAAGGAAUAGAUUAAAAGAUGUUGGUGGAGAAGCAUUUUACCCACUACUUGAAGAUGACCAGUCUAAUUUACCUCAUUCAAACAGCAAUAAUGAGUUGUCUGCAGCUGCCACUCUCCCUUUAAUCAUCAGAGAGAGGGACACAGAGUACCAACUAAACAGAAUCAUUCUCUUUGACAGGCUGCUAAAGGCUUAUCCAUAUAAAAAAAAUCAAAUCUGGAAGGAAGCACGAGUUGACAUUCCUCCUCUUAUGAGAGGUUUAACAUGGGCUGCUCUUCUGGGAGUUGAGGGGGCUAUCCAUGCCAAAUACGAUGCAAUUGAUAAAGACACUCCAAUUCCUACAGAUAGACAAAUUGAAGUGGAUAUUCCUCGUUGUCAUCAGUACGAUGAACUGCUGUCAUCACCAGAAGGUCAUGCAAAAUUUAGGCGUGUAUUAAAAGCCUGGGUCGUGUCUCAUCCUGAUCUUGUGUAUUGGCAAGGUCUUGAUUCGCUUUGUGCUCCAUUCCUAUAUUUAAAUUUUAAUAAUGAAGCCUUGGCUUAUGCAUGUAUGUCUGCUUUUAUUCCCAAAUACCUGUAUAACUUUUUCUUGAAAGACAACUCGCAUGUAAUACAAGAGUAUCUGACUGUGUUCUCUCAGAUGAUUGCUUUCCAUGAUCCAGAGCUGAGCAAUCAUCUCAAUGAGAUUGGAUUUAUUCCAGAUCUCUAUGCCAUCCCUUGGUUUCUCACCAUGUUUACCCAUGUAUUUCCACUGCACAAAAUUUUCCACCUCUGGGAUACCUUACUCCUUGGGAACUCCUCUUUCCCAUUCUGUAUUGGAGUAGCAAUCCUCCAGCAGCUUCGGGACCGGCUUUUGGCUAAUGGCUUUAAUGAGUGCAUUCUUCUCUUCUCUGAUUUACCAGGAAGAGCAUAUGGGAUGAUGAAACCUCUUUGUGUAGCCAUGGAAGUAACCAACUGUGAAUCUGAAAUUGACAUUGAACGCUGUGUGCGAGAAUCAAUCAACCUCUUUUGUUGGACUCCUAAAAGUGCUACUUACAGACAGCAUGCUCAACCUCCAAAGCCAACUUCUGAUAGCAGUGGAGUCCGAAGUUCAACACCUUUUUUCUCCACUGAGUGUCCAGAUCCUCCGAAAACAGAUUUGUCAAGAGAAUCCAUCCCAUUAAAUGACCUCAAGUCAGAAGUAUCACCCAGGAUUUCAGCAGAGGACCUGAUUGACCUGUGUGAACUCACAGUGACAGGCCACUUCAAAACACCCAUGAAGAAGACAAAGUCCAGUAAACCAAAGCUCCUGGUAGUUGACAUCCGGAACAGUGAAGAUUUUAUUCGGGGUCAUAUUUCAGGCAGCAUCAACAUUCCAUUCAGUGCUGCAUUCACUGCAGAUGGAGAGCUUACCCAGGGCCCUUUCACUUCUGUGCUCCAGAGCUUCAAAGGGAAGGUCAUUGUCAUUGUGGGGCAGGUGGCAAAGCACACAGCAGAGUUCGCAGCUCACCUUGUGAAGAUGAAAUAUCCAAGAAUAUGUAUUCUCGAUGGCGGCAUUAAUAAGAUCAAGCCAACAGGCCUCCUCACCGUCCCGUCUCCUCAAAUAUGAAGAACCAAGAAAGAGUGUGAUAGUCAAAAGGACAGAGUGGUAUCAGCCCCCAACAGCACAACUCUUCACAGCCUUACCUCUCUUCGACAGAACUAGACUUCCAGAUUGUUGCAUUUCCAUAAAGUUUUGUCAUGAAACAUUUUUUUAAAUCUCAUAACCCACAUGCUCAGCGAUCCAGGCAAUAAACUUGACUGUACAUGUAUUGCUGAAAGAAUUUUCUUAA